Molecule: messenger RNA, 1689 nt
Organism: Stomoxys calcitrans (stable fly)
Lineage: Eukaryota; Metazoa; Arthropoda; Insecta; Diptera; Muscidae
Product: cytochrome P450 6a9
Exons: 2
Coding region: 142-1668 (508 amino acids)
Molecular function (GO): oxidoreductase activity, acting on paired donors, with incorporation or reduction of molecular oxygen; iron ion binding; monooxygenase activity
Source: RefSeq, a predicted model, not a curated record
UUUGUUUUCAUUUCUAAAGCAUUUAAAAUUUUCGACUCUUAUUCAUGCCAAAUUUUGUUGUGAGCUUUAGUCUUGUUAAGAAUUUUACUGUGACCGGUAGUACUGGCGACGCUGUGCCGCUGUUUUACGCCACCAACAAAUAUGACGUUGAGCAUUAUUUUACUAACCAUUGUCUAUGGCCUCAUCGCUUAUGCCAUUUUUACUCUGCGUAAGCGACACUCCUACUGGCAAACGCAGGGUGUUGCUUGUGAAGAACCCCAUUUUUUAUUCGGCAAUUUAUGGGGAAUGCAAAGCAAACGAAGUUUUGCCGAAAUAUGGGAGCAGUAUUAUGAGCAGUUCAAAGGCUCUGGACCAUUUGCUGGUUUCUAUUGGUUUUCCAAGCCUGGCGUGUUUGCUCUAGACCCCGAACUUAUAAAGCAAAUACUGGUGAAGGAUUUUACUAAAUUUAGUGAUCGCGGUUUGUAUCACAACGAGAAGGAUGACCCAUUGUCGGGACAAUUGUUUUUCUUGGAUGGCCUUAAAUGGAGGAAUAUGCGCAACAAACUCUCGCCCACCUUUACAUCGGGCAAAAUGAAGUUUAUGUAUCCCACCGUGGUGAGAGUGGGCCAAGAACUCAUUGAGGUUUUGGAACAGAUGCUAGAGCAAACAGCCGCUAUGGGUGUUAUCGAGGUCAAGGAUCUUAUGGCGCGCUUCACCACCGAUGUUAUAGGAACAUGCGCCUUUGGCAUUGACUGCAGCAGUCUUAAGGAUCCCAAUGCGGAGUUUCGCACUAUGGGCCGCAAGGCAGUUUUAAACCAACGACAUAAUCGCUUCAUUACCGCCUUGAUGAAUAGCUUCGCUGAUUUGGCCCGCAAGUUACACAUGAAAAUGAUACCCGAAGAUGUGGCGGAAUUCUUUAUGCGCAUAGUGCGUGAAACUGUGGAGUAUCGUGAGCAAAAUCAGAUACGGCGCAAUGAUUUUAUGGAUAUGUUGAUCGAUCUGAAGAAUAAGAAACUCAUAAAAUCCGAACAUGGUGAUGAGCUGACCAAUUUGACACUGGAGGAAAUAGCUGCCCAGGCUUUGGUUUUUUUCAAUGCUGGUUUUGAAACUUCAUCCACAACCUUGGGGUUUGCACUUUACGAGUUGGCUCAAAAUCAAGAGGUGCAGGAUAAAGGAAGGCAAGAGGUAUUGGAAAAGCUGGCGAAACAUAAUCAAGAAUUUAGCUAUGAGUGUAUGAAGGAAAUGCAAUAUUUGCAACAGAUAAUACUGGAAACCCUACGCCUUUACACCGUUCUGCCCGUUAUCAAUCGACUGGCCUUGGAAGACUAUGUGGUGCCUGGAAAUCCCCGCUAUGUUAUAAAAAAGGGCAUGCCGGUCUUAAUUCCUGCAGGAGCUUUGCAUCGUGAUGAGCGCUACUACCCCAAUCCCUUGGUUUUCAAUCCCGAUCACUUUUCAGCUGAUAAGGUGGCCAACAGGGAUUCUAUUUUAUAUCUACCUUUUGGCGAAGGUCCUCGGAAUUGCAUUGGCCUACGUUUUGGAAAAAUGCAGACAAUGGUGGGCUUGGCAUUACUUUUGAAACAUUUCAAAUUUUCUACUUGUGCUGAGACCCAAAAACCUUUGACCUUAUGCAAGAAAUCAUUUUUGAUAAGUACCGAUAGGGGUAUCUAUUUAAAAGUUACGAAAAUAUAGAUUUCAUAGUUAAAAAACGAA